AUGGAGUUAUUUAUAAACGAAGUACGCAAGAGAGAGCUCUUGUGGAAUAAGAAGAAGGUACCUUUUGCGGUGCAACAAAAAAUAGCAGCGGACAAGCUUUGGCAAGAAGUGGCCAAUGCGUGUGGUAUCUCAAAGUCAACAGCUAAAUGUAAAUGGCGAAGUUUACGCGAUCAAUUUAUCAAGGAGCUGAAAAAGGUGCCAGUCUACACUUCUGGAGAAUCCUAUUAUAUCGAAGAGAGGGAAAAACCGAAAUGGAUGCACUUUAACAAUUUGAUUUUCCUUCUAAAUACACACACACCAAGUAAACAGGUUAUUGAUAUUAGAUCGGAAUCCAUAAUUGACAUUCGCUCCAACGAUUCUGCUAGUUCCAGCGAUGAUAUCAAAAGCUCAACCGAAGAUAUUGCACCUACUAUACCGCCGCUAGUACCCGCUGAUACUACACCCAAAUAUACCAUACCCAAGGAUACUAUACUAAUCGAUACUAUACCAAAGGAUACUAUACCCAUAGAUACUACCCCCAAAGAUACUAUACCUACAGAUAAUACGUUUAAAAGUAUUAGGAAAAUUUACACUCUGGAUGAAGUUAAUGAACCGAAUUUGUGUGUGGCACAAUGGGAAGAAGAAUCUGACGUCAGUGUUUAUGAUGAGAGCAAAAGACAAGUCGAAGGUUUUACGCCCCCUAUGGUAGUGAUAAAGCCUCAGCCUUUAGAUCCUACCUUAGUAGGUGUCAAGAGGCCUUACCCUUCAGAAGAAGAUAAUGAUUUGGAUGCGUUACAUAUGGCGGAUGAGCUCCAUAAAUGCCAGCCGAAAAGAUCACACCAAUCAGAUAAUAAACAGGAUCCUAAAGGUUUACCUAACACCGUUGAGGAGAAUGAAAAUUUACUAUUUUUCCGGUCACUUUUACCUUUUAUGAGUAAAUUGGACCCCAUGCAACAAUUACGCGUGCGAAUGCGGUGCCAAGAAAUCAUCUUCGAAGAAUUGGCAGCAAAAAGGGAUCAAGGCGGCUUACGUUGA
This is a messenger RNA of Anastrepha obliqua, 1014 nucleotides long. RefSeq lists its product as uncharacterized. The record is from RefSeq and is a predicted model, not a curated record. NCBI's taxonomy places the organism in Eukaryota, Metazoa, Arthropoda, Insecta, Diptera, Tephritidae. Gene Ontology annotation, molecular function: DNA binding. Gene Ontology annotation, cellular component: transcription regulator complex; nucleus. Gene Ontology annotation, biological process: regulation of transcription by RNA polymerase II. Bases 1 to 1014 code for a protein of 337 amino acids. The transcript has 2 exons.